UGUUUUCAUAAAAGCAGGCUAUUCACAAGUUCGCUGAAAAUUAGUCGACAGCCCACGACCGGUACCGCCCUUCAUGGGGCUCAUCAGAACAUAAGUUUGACGAAACUCGGAGACUUCGCCUACCUGACAAGCCCCAAGAAGGGAAAACCGGCCGGGAGUUGUCGGAAAAUUUUCAACAACUUUAUAAGUAGUGCGUUACGCAUGUAUAUUUAUCGCGAUAUCUCUAGUAUGCGACUGAAACAUGAAGCGGCCUGGUGCACCACAUUUAGUUGCCUGGAAACAUCACAAACGAGCGAUUCAGUUGGGUUACAGGUGAGUCUAUCACAAAACCAAAUUCGUUUGCAAACAGCACAGAUCCCUCGAACGCCAAGUAGAGAAGAGCCUAAGGGAGAACCGAGGACUUUGGUGAAUAUCGAAAGCCCAGGUUUUAAAACCGGAAACAGCCGUGCUCCAUUUCAACUUAUACGAUCUGCUGGCGGUAGGAGAUCGGCGGUCAGUGAAACGAUAAUUAAGAAACGCGGCUCACUAAUCCACUCUCAAAAAUGUCCACUUAAACGGUGGGCCUACCAGUUUGACGAAGAACAGUUUAGCUGGCCUCGUGCAACACAGCUGGAGAAGUUGUGUACGAAUCCCUUCGACCAAAUUAGAGAAUCUGCAUCUUACAUGUAUGUAUAUCUUUGUGAUGUGCUACUCAUAAGGUUGCUGAAAAUCCGUCGACAUCCCACGACCGGGUUCUCCUUUCUUGGGGCUAAUCAGGCGCAGUCCCCUGGUUUCUGUCAACCUUAUGUUCUACUUGAAACCAAAUUGCACGAAAUUAGCUUGGUGCAGCGCAUUCAGUUGCCUGGAAACAUCACAAAAGAGAGAUUCAGCUGGGUUCUAGGUUUGGGUAAUCUAGCGGUAUCCCAGCCCUCGUGCUUCCUUCGGGUGGCAUGGCAGUUAGGCACCGAAAGGGUGCCACAGCUGACUGAUCUCCAUCUCCUUCCAUCUCUUUGUAAUCUCAGU
Molecule: messenger RNA, 1002 nt
Organism: Opisthorchis viverrini
Lineage: Eukaryota; Metazoa; Platyhelminthes; Trematoda; Opisthorchiida; Opisthorchiidae
Exons: 7
Source: RefSeq, a predicted model, not a curated record